Acanthamoeba castellanii str. Neff is the source of this 270-nucleotide messenger RNA. RefSeq names its product aldehyde oxidase 1, putative. The transcript is spliced from 3 exons. The record is from RefSeq and is a predicted model, not a curated record. Lineage: Eukaryota; Discosea; Longamoebia; Acanthamoebidae. The coding region runs from base 1 to 270 and encodes 89 amino acids. Gene Ontology annotation, molecular function: oxidoreductase activity; iron ion binding.
AUGGAGGUCACGACCGUCGAGGGUCUCGGCUCCACCCGCUCCGGCAAGCUGCACCCCGUGCAGGACAAGAUGGCCAAUCUCUUCGGCUCCCAAUGCGGCUUCUGCACGCCCGGCUUCGUGAUGUCGAUCCACAGCGCGCUGCAGAAGUUCCCCGCCCCUUCGCUCCACCAGCUCGAGAAGUCGAUCGACGGCAACCUGUGCCGCUGCACGGGCUACCGGCCCAUUGUCGACGCCCUCCGGAGUACAAGGGAAAGCAGUCUGAGACGCUGA